AUGGCUGAGGUGAUUGCAAAAAAUAUUGAUAAUGCUUGUGAAACAGCAGAAGAGUUUACAAAAAUAUUUUACAAGCAAGUUGACAACAAUAGACAUCUAAGUUCUAAACUUUACCUCGAUACUGGUUUGUUGGUAUGGAAUGGGAAUGGAAUCAAUGGCAGUGACAAGAUUCAGAAAUUUUUAAUGGAUUUACCUGCCAGUAAUCAUGUAUUGAAAACAUUGGACGCACAGCCGAUAUCGGAAAAUUUAGUAUCCAACAAAUUGUCAUAUCUUAUUCAAGCAUGUGGAGAUGUAAGCUACCAGAAUGACGAUACGAAGAAACCCUUUCAACAAACUUUUGUGAUUGUAGCUGUCGACGGUAAAUGGAAGAUUGCAUCAGAUUGUUUUAGAUUACAAGUCCCAUAUAGUUAG
Molecule: messenger RNA, 411 nt
Organism: Arctia plantaginis
Lineage: Eukaryota; Metazoa; Arthropoda; Insecta; Lepidoptera; Erebidae
Source: the annotation of a GenBank genome assembly